UUUCCGCGCCUCGCAAUUCAUUUCUCAGCCUCCCCACCACUCUCCCAACUCCAAACACCAUCCUACCACGCAGCCACGAAACCAUACAACACACACACCAUGUCUACGCGCGAAGCCUACGUCCCCCCCACCGCCGGCGGCGGGCUCCCCAUCGCAGGCCGCGACCAGGGAUACACUGCUGCUAGUGAGGGACCAGCUAUCAACUACCUUUGUGGCGACUGUAAUAGCCGCGUGCCGCUCAAGCGUGGGGAUCCGAUUAGAUGCAAGGAAUGUGGCCACAGAGUUUUGUAUAAGGAGAGGACGAAGAGGAUGGUGCAGUUUGAGGCGAGAUGAUGGGAAGAAGGAUGGAAGAUGAUGGGGGAAAAAUACUUCGACUUAGGCCGCAGGAAGGAGGGGAUGUGUGAACGGGGGGGAAGGGAAAAACGGGGUGGCGGUAUUAUGAAGGCAUGCAUGGGACGGAGUACGGGUGCGGGCGUUUUGAGAUGUGGCGGUUCUGAGCAGACUACACAGUGAAGCUCUCCCAAAUGCAACAAGAUCGAGAUUUCUCUCUGAAUCAUGGCUAUUUACCUUACAUGAGCAACUCUACCAUGGAUGUGGUGGAUGCGAGUCGGUUUAGGGACCUGUGAACUGUUGAUUGUGCAUUAGCCUGACUCUGGUCGGAGGACUCCUACUACUGGAGUUAUAGCCAGCACGACUGGAAACUGCACUACAAUCGCCACACAGUCAUUACGGAUGAUACGCUGGU
Messenger RNA from Pseudogymnoascus destructans, 745 nucleotides. It is a transcript of the gene RPC10, whose product is annotated as DNA-directed RNA polymerase core subunit rpc10. Gene Ontology annotation, biological process: DNA-templated transcription. The record is from RefSeq and is a predicted model, not a curated record. The coding region runs from base 100 to 333 and encodes 77 amino acids. The transcript has 2 exons. Gene Ontology annotation, molecular function: zinc ion binding; DNA-directed RNA polymerase activity; DNA binding. Gene Ontology annotation, cellular component: RNA polymerase II, core complex; RNA polymerase I complex; RNA polymerase III complex. NCBI's taxonomy places the organism in Eukaryota, Fungi, Ascomycota, Leotiomycetes, Thelebolales, Thelebolaceae.